Molecule: messenger RNA, 663 nt
Organism: Aphanomyces invadans
Lineage: Eukaryota; Oomycota; Saprolegniomycetes; Saprolegniales; Verrucalvaceae
Exons: 2
Coding region: 41-592 (183 amino acids)
Source: RefSeq, a predicted model, not a curated record
GCGAUGGCCAUCGCAGUUUGCCUUCCCCUGAGCUCGAGCCAUGGACCGAGGCCGCAAAGCACUGCCAACGCUGAACAAGCACACGGACUCCAAGUUCUACAACCGGUGCCAGUUGAUCCACAAGCAGAAGCUCAAUACGAUCAAGAGUACAAUCGACAACAGCGAACCAACACGACCAGCCCACCUGCGCAAGAAUCUCAAGAAAGAACAGAUGAAAGAAGAGCGGUAUGCCACAAUCGAGCGUGAGAAUCGAAUCUUGCUAGAAAAGAUGAGCUUCAUCAUGCAGCACGACACACUCGACAACAAGAACGAGUCGCUCAAACAUGGACACAGUCUGAACAAAGAGCAGCGCAAGCGCGAGUUGCAGCGCAUCACGGCCGAAAACCAGGCUAUCUUGCGACGCAUCCAGACUAGACAGCCCACGUACGACCAUGUCCAGUGGGAAGAAGAAGCGCGACUCCACGAAAAGUAUGCCCAGAACAUCCGAGAAUAUCCUGAAAGCGCCGUAUCGUACGAGAGCGGGGAGUACGCCGAAGAGGAAGGGUCGCCAACGUCGCGAUUGCGCUACAACACGUCUGCAGGCUCGAUUUAGACAUUGUCACUAGCAUAGGAUGCAUAUCCAUCUCGAAAUCCUUGCAAUAGAAUACUUAUCACCACUGCACA